CGGAAGAUACGACAAUACCUGGCUUGCUUGACCUUUUUCACAUCACUGACCAGAUAGUCCAUCUUGAUGACUACCUGACUACAUGAUUUGCGAACCACCUUCCUCCCAAUCUUGAGCACCACACAUACCUCCUCAUCGAAUUGAAUCGCAAUCGACCGCCUCUCAAGACGAACUUCCACGAUCUCACAUCCUCUCACCGAUCAACGAACAAUCAAUCAACUCACCAUUGUAUUCACCUUACCUCACCCAUCCCACAAAUCAUCCAGAAACACCAACAUCAUCGAAACACACACACACACACAAGCAUCAGCGAACACAGACAGGGAAACACAGUUUCCAGAAGGGUUUCCAAGAAUGUCCUCCAACGUCGGCCUCUCCACCCCGCGCGGCAGCGGCACCUCGGGCUACGUCCAGCGCAACGCCGCCUUCAUCAAGCCCCGCACCACGGGCUUCGGCCAACCUUACCCGCCCGUCUCGGGCGCCAACUCGGCCGCUGGCGCCGGCGGUGGCUUCAAGCAGCGCGUGCCGGAUCGGCAGAUCCUCGAGCAUGACCGGCGCCGUGCCGUUGAGGUCAAGGUUAUGGAGUUCCGGGAGGAGUUGGAGGAGGAGAAUGAGCGGUUAGAGGAGGAGGGGGAGGGCGAGGCUGCUGAGGGGAAGGGGAAACGGGUGCUCUCGGAGGAGGAGAUCGAGGAGCGGUGUCAGCGGUUACGGGAGAGGUUGUUGAGGGAGUUGGAGGAGGAGGAGCGGCGGGCUGCGGCGCGGAAGGAGAGGGAUGCGGGCAGGGCUGCGGCUGGUGCGGGCAGGCGGUGGGGCAGGGAGAGGGAGAGGGAUAUGCCUCCCCCGUCCAAGAAGCAGUUCAAGUCGUAUCAGGUGCAUGAGUUGGCGGAGGCUAAGAUUGAGGAGAGUGAGCGGUUGAGGAGGGCGUUGGGGAUCCGCGAGGAUAGGGAGACUGGGGAGAUUUCGGGGGGGAGAAGGAGGGAUUGAUUGUUGGACUGGUUGGGUGGUUUUGCUUGGGGUGGUGG
Messenger RNA from Aspergillus aculeatinus CBS 121060, 1022 nucleotides. RefSeq names its product U2-type spliceosomal complex subunit CWC21 (gene cwc21). The transcript is spliced from 2 exons. The record is from RefSeq and is a predicted model, not a curated record. NCBI's taxonomy places the organism in Eukaryota, Fungi, Ascomycota, Eurotiomycetes, Eurotiales, Aspergillaceae. The coding region runs from base 355 to 984 and encodes 209 amino acids.